AUGCCUCACAACUCCAUCAGAUCCGGUUCGGUGGGCAUCCUGCGUGCUCUUAGGCCCUCAGCUGCGCCGGUACUAGACUUGCAGAACCCCUUCCCCAGACCUCUAAGCCCUCGUUCUCGGGUGCGCAGUAGCCCUUGCCUGUGGCUCCCCCAGCGGGUCUGUGAACAGGCCCCCACACCUCUCAAGCUAAAGGGAAAGAACCAAGGACUGUGCUGGGAAGAAGCCCCCGGGUCUGGGCGGGUCCGCGCCGUGGGCACGGCCUGCCUGCAGGAAGAGAGUGCGGACAGCGGGCAGAGGCGCGGCACGGCCCGCGUGAGCCUUCCCCCGCCCUGGCGGCCGCCUGCUGCGGUACCCGGUUGCCUUGGGGCCAGUGCGGUAGUCGCGCCCUCCCGGUGCGACGUGGUCUGCAAGACAGGGAACCGAGCAGGCUGCUCGGCGUCCCUUACCCAGCCGCGCUCGGGCGCCAGGACAGCCCCCGCUGGCGAGUACGCGGUGCCGAGUGCCCGAUUCCGCGCCAAGCUGGCUCUGGCUGCUUCUGCUCCUCUUCCGGGGCUCAGUCUCCCCCCGACCCGACCUUCCCCUGACCUUUCAGGCGGCGGUGGGAGGAGCCAUGGAGGGCUGAACCAGUUGGGAGGGGCUUUUGUGAAUGGCAGACCCCUACCAGAAGUAGUGCGCCAACGCAUCGUAGACCUGGCCCACCAGGGCGUGAGGCCCUGUGACAUCUCCCGCCAGCUCCGCGUCAGCCAUGGCUGCGUCAGCAAGAUCCUUGGCAGGUACUACGAGACUGGCAGCAUCCGGCCUGGAGUGAUAGGGGGCUCCAAGCCCAAGGUGGCCACCCCCAAGGUGGUGGAGAAGAUUGGGGACUACAAGCGGCAGAAUCCUACCAUGUUUGCAUGGGAGAUCCGAGACCGGCUCCUGGCUGAGGGGGUCUGUGACAACGAUACUGUGCCCAGCGUCAGUUCCAUCAAUAGGAUUAUCCGGACCAAAGUGCAGCAACCAUUUAACCUCCCCAUGGACAACUGCAUGGCUACUAAGUCUCUGAGCCCAGGACACACACUAAUCCCCAGCUCAGCUGUAACACCCCCAGAGUCACCACAGUCAGAUUCCCUGGGCUCUAACUAUUCCAUCAAUGGACUCUUGGGAAUUUCUAACCUUAGCAACGAAAGCAAGAGGAAAAUGGAUGACAGUGACCAGGACAGCUGCCGGCUGAGCGUCGACUCCCAGAGCAGCAGCAGUGGGCCCCGCAAGCACCUUCGCACAGACACCUUCAGCCAGCACCACCUUGAGCCACUCGAGUGCCCAUUUGAUCGGCAGCACUACUCGGAGGCCUAUGCCUCCCCCAGUCACACCAAAGGCGAGCAGGGCCUCUACCCACUGCCCUUGCUCAAUAGCACCCUGGAUGAUGGGAAGGCCACCUUGACUCCUUCUAAUACACCUUUGGGGCGCAACCUCUCAACUCACCAGACGUACCCCGUGGUGACAGAUCCUCAUUCACCCUUCGCCAUAAAGCAGGAAACCCCCGAGGUGUCCAGUUCUAGCUCCACCCCUUCCUCUUUAUCUAGCUCCGCCUUUUUGGAUCUGCAGCAAGUCGGCUCCGGGGUCCCAGCCGGUGCCUCGGUCCCGCCCUUCAAUGCCUUUCCCCAUGCUGCCUCCGUGUACGGGCAGUUCACGGGCCAGGCCCUCCUCUCAGGCCGUGAGAUGGUGGGGUCCACGCUGCCCGGAUACCCACCCCACAUCCCCACCAGCGGACAGGGCAAUUAUGCCUCUUCUGCCAUCGCAGGCAUGGUGGCAGGAAGUGAGUACUCUGGCAACACCUACAGCCACACCCCCUACUCCUCCUACAGUGAGGCCUGGCGCUUCCCCAACUCCAGCUUGCUGAGUUCCCCAUAUUAUUACAGUUCCACAUCAAGGCCGAGUGCACCGCCCACCACUGCUACGGCCUUUGACCAUCUGUAG
Molecule: messenger RNA, 1956 nt
Organism: Orycteropus afer afer
Lineage: Eukaryota; Metazoa; Chordata; Mammalia; Tubulidentata; Orycteropodidae
Gene: PAX8
Product: paired box 8
Exons: 15
Coding region: 1-1956 (651 amino acids)
Biological process (GO): anatomical structure development; regulation of transcription by RNA polymerase II
Molecular function (GO): DNA-binding transcription factor activity, RNA polymerase II-specific; RNA polymerase II cis-regulatory region sequence-specific DNA binding
Source: RefSeq, a predicted model, not a curated record